Chondrus crispus (carragheen) is the source of this 2178-nucleotide messenger RNA. Its product is annotated as Putative Laforin. The record is from RefSeq and is a predicted model, not a curated record. The transcript has 2 exons. Gene Ontology annotation, cellular component: chloroplast. Gene Ontology annotation, biological process: protein dephosphorylation; starch catabolic process. The coding region runs from base 1 to 1650 and encodes 549 amino acids. Lineage: Eukaryota; Rhodophyta; Florideophyceae; Gigartinales; Gigartinaceae. Gene Ontology annotation, molecular function: starch binding; protein tyrosine/serine/threonine phosphatase activity; carbohydrate phosphatase activity.
AUGCAGUUUCGCAUCCGCCGCAGCGCCGCCUACGGCGAUCGCCUAGUCCUUCUCGGCUCCACCCCCGCCCUGGGCAAGUGGGAUCUAAAUCGUGCAGUCCCGUGCGCCUGGACCUCGGGUGAUGUUUGGGUAGCGUCUCACGUCGCCCGCCCCUUUCUUCAUGCUCCAUCUCGCUUUGAGUUCAAAUUUGUUAUCAUUCAGAAGGACGGCCCCCCUAUAUGGGAGCCCGGCCCGAACCACAUUGCCCACAUCCCUGUCCAUCCCGCUCUCCCCCUCGUCAUAUCUAUCGAUUGGGCACGCCCGAAAAAUCUCAUCAUCCCCGACGAACCGAACAAGUCCCCUCUCAACGGAUUCAUUUCCCAGGAGGAGCCGCCUGCAACCAGUCCCCCUCCAACACCCGCCGAGAAGGGCGGUAAGCAUCCCGCCGACGGUGCUGCCAAUCCACUGGCAAUAGCAGUCGCCAGAGUUGCUGCACAUGCAGGCAACGGAGAUGAAGCCUCAGAACAGCAAGAAGCUGUCCCGGUCAAGUUUCGGAUAAAGUACAGACCUGACGAGGGUGAAUUGGUCUACCUUUUGGGCAAUAUCCCCGAGCUUGGAGCUUGGAAAAAGGUGCAUUCUCCGCUCAUGGCCCCCGCGAAGAAUGGAGAUGGCAUAUUUGAAGUCACCAUGACCAUCCCGAGAGAUGCAGAAUAUGAGGAGUUUGAGUACAAGUACUUCAUAAGGCGGCCAGAUGGAACUCGGCGUUGGGAGGAGGGAGAAAAUCGAAUUGCUAGGCCCUUUGAUAAGGCCGCCCCACGGGAGAAGGAUGGCGAUGGGGCCGUGCUUUGGGAUGAUCGCUGGGAGAAAAUUCGCAUAGAGUUCAGUAUUUAUUAUGCGACAAAAACCAACCAAGUCAUGUAUGUCACUGGAGAUCCGGCUCAAAUCGGGGCAUGGUUCAAACCUGGACCGACUCGCAUGACUCUGGGGCCUGUAGAAGUUCUAGAAACUGACGUCAAGGGCCGGAAAUGGUACUUGAGUGUAUGGACAGACCCAAAGCAGAAGCCCUUCUCCUACAGAUACAUAAUCAUCAAUGAGAAGACGAAACAAGAACUCUGGGAACGAGAACCGAACAGACGUGGGGAAUUUGAAGCGGCUGAUCCUGUAGUAAACAGCGUGCGGAUACUUCGUGAUGUCAAUUUCGUAUCCGAGAUGCACUUUGAUCAUGUUCCACCAAACAUGUUCAUCGGCCCAUAUCCACAGACACCUGCUGAUGUGGAUGCUAUGGCUAAAGGGGGCGUAACAGGGGUGUUCAACGUGCAGACUGACGAAGAUUUCAAGCACAGAGGUAUUCAAUGGGAUGUGUUGAUGGAGCGAUAUAAAACACACGGCAUUCAAGUGGAGCGGCAUCCGAUUCGAGAUUUUGAUCGAGACUCACUGCGCCAACAUCUGCACGCAGCUACCCGCCAUCUGGAUAAGAUGCUCAAAGCAGAUAGGAAAGUGUACAUCCAUUGCACAGCGGGGAUGGGGCGUGCCCCCGCCGUAGCGGUGGCAUGGCUGUGCUGGGUGGAAAAGAUGGACCUGGACGACGCAGUGACUUUCGUCAAGAAGCAUCGCACGGUGGCGGUGCCAAAUGUGCCGGUACUAAGGGAAGCAUUGAAAGAACCCUACUAGGAGGCACUGUUAAUAUUGCACGAAGGGUUAAUAGUCGGUGGGGUAGACCUGUGUAAAAUGAAUACGCCGUGUCGAAUUCGGGAAGCGAAGGGCGUUGAGAUUUGGACUCGCGUACUCUCAUGGCAGGUGGAAAUCGUGACUCAUCUGCCCUACUGCAGGUGGUGUAUGCCUGAGGACUGCAGUCCGAUAGAGCUCAUAUUUUGUGCGAUGCGAGUCGGAAUAUGAAAAACCGCAGGACUGUGUGGCAUGGGCGUCUCUCGAGUGCAAGGUUGCAAGGCCAUCGCUCUCCUCGUGUGUGCUUGACAAGACGACUCAAACAGUAUGGCAGGACGAGCAGUAAACAACAAGACCGAGACUCACAAAAAAACCCGACUCAAAACGCAGUCACUGUUGAUGUAGUUUUGCACUACUGUACAGAUUGUACACGAUGAGCGUUGCCUUGAUCCUUUGCAUUGGUCACGUUUAUGAACGAGACGGGUAAAUUAGAAUCUUCCAUGCAGUAACGGGAGGUCGUUAUACUGUACCUCA